UAUUUGUGAGUGAUUGUAGUAGAUGAUAUUAAGGUUUGUGUUUUUAAUAUUUAAGAAACAGCACUAAGAAAACUUAUAAAUUACCUAACUUGUCCACACAGAUAUGUUGUGUAUAAGGAUCAAAUGUCGGGUAAUGCUUCCUAAGAUAUACGAGAUAGUUUCCUAGAUAUGUGACGACAUUGGCCAUAUUUUAAUGAGAUGGACGACACAAGAUCAGAAAGCAAUUUCUUUGUUCUCUGUUUCGUUUAUAAACUUUUUCUUUGCUGACUGUCUACAAAAUGGACGAAGACGGUAGACAAACAGGCAUUUAUGCCGCUGAAAAGAUAUUGAAAAAACGCAAGCGAGAGAAUAAAGUGGAAUUUCUCAUAAAGUGGAAAGGCUGGUCGGCAAAGCACAACACAUGGGAGCCGAAGGAAAAUGUUCUUGAUCCUCGACUGUUGCUUGCUUUUGAAGAAGCGCAUGAUCGAAAACGAAAACGAGGAUUUGGGAAAAAAUCUCGAAAAUCAGAGGAGCCUGAGGAUGAUGAUACCAUUGAGGCAGAACGAGAAGAAGUAAACUCAUUGACUAGUGGUGAAACAGACAGUGGACUGGAUGAUAAUCAAGUCUUGAAGAGCAAUAUCACUGAAUCCAGUGAGGUUGCCGAAUCCAACAAUAUUGCUGAAUCCAGCAACAUUGCUGAAUCCAGCAAUAUUACUGAAUCCAGCAAUAUUGCUUCAACUAGCAUCUUAAGUGAAACAAUUGAAGAACAACAAGAAACAUCAGAGGUGGUAGAACAACCCACAACUCACCCGCCCAAUAUGACACAAAAUCAUGAAACGCCAUCAGUGGAAAUGGCUAAAUCACUGAGUUUUGAUACCAUGCCAAAUCAUUUGAGUUUGAAGGAGCCAAUUGAAGCAACAUUUACAGAGGAAUUACCCAAAGAUAUAUUUGAUAAUUCCAGUGAGAAUGAUUCAGUGAUUUCUGGGAUUGUUGAGGAGACUUCAAGUAAUGCAGUCUGUUCUGAAGUUGACAUACUGCAGCCAAAUAAACCUGUGGAACCUUUGGAGUCAACUGAUACUCCUGAAAUUUUAGAACCUGCUCCCAACCAAACUAAAGAUGUUGUCUCCUCCGAAACUGUUGAACAUUCUGCUGAAUCUAUAAGCGAGAAACCUAACAACAAUGUGGUUGAGCAGAAACCUGCUGUCACUUUGCCACACACUCUUGUGAAACAUAGAACUCCAAAUGCAUCAGAAAAUAAACAUCCCAGACUGAAUAAAAAUGUGGAUAAAAGAUUGGCCGAAGUUAGUGAUUGUCCUAACUUGACUUUAGUCGAUAAAGUUGUCAUUACGGAUGUCACAACAGCUAAGGGAACAAUAACUAUCAAAGAAUGUUCGACAGAUGAUGGAUUCUUUCUCAAUAAUCCAUCAGCGAACUAAUAUGUUACAUUUUCAACUUCUAGAUUUACAGUAUGAAUAUUUUUAUCAUGAAUGAAGACUUCACUUUAGACAUUCAUAAUUUGAACAUUAAUAAAUAUUACAGUUUUAUAUGUACUGUAAAAAUAUAAAAUAUUUGAGUGUUUCCAUCGGCCAUCGUGCUCUUAUGAGAAGCAAACAAUGUAGUUAAAAGACUUCUGAUUAUUUUCUGCUCUGUUGAAUGAGUUUCUUGCCUACCACUAACAUGUUAACUUUGCAUUGAUGUGAAAUAAAAAUACGCUGUGGAUAUUCAUCA
Molecule: messenger RNA, 1707 nt
Organism: Xenia sp. Carnegie-2017
Lineage: Eukaryota; Metazoa; Cnidaria; Anthozoa; Malacalcyonacea; Xeniidae
Product: polycomb group protein Pc-like
Exons: 5
Coding region: 279-1415 (378 amino acids)
Source: RefSeq, a predicted model, not a curated record